Molecule: messenger RNA, 2916 nt
Organism: Prorocentrum cordatum
Lineage: Eukaryota; Dinophyceae; Prorocentrales; Prorocentraceae
Source: the annotation of a GenBank genome assembly
AUGAAGGAGGCUUUGGAUGACCUCCUGCCGCCGCGCAGCGGGGGCGCGGGCGGAAGGCGGUCCAGUGGCCGCACCUCCGUCGGGAACCUCCGCAGCGCGGUCGCGGGCGUGGCGGCGCCCGCGUUGCACGCGCGGGGCGGACAUGAGUCUCCGCGGCAACGCCAGGGCGCGUGGCCUGGGCGCACGGUGGUGGUCACCCCGUCGCCCCGCGGCAGCGGCGGCAGCGUCGGCAGCGCCGGCAGCGGAUACGGUUCCACGCUGUGGCCUCCCGCGGACGGCGGUCGUGCAGGCGGCAGGCACUCCGGCCGCUCAGUCACCUCCGCAGCACCCGUGGCCAGCCCGCCAGGCACCAGCGACUGCGGAGUGGCCGACUGCGGAGUGGCCGGUGGCGGGCUUUGGCACAGCAAGGCGGGCGGCGCCUCCGAGUCCAGGGCCCUCGCGCUCGCCGCCCCCCACGCCGCGGGCGCAGCAGAGGAGCUCCACAAAGCCCCCGUCGCGGCGUGGCCGCGCGACGCGCCCGCAGCCGCCUUCGCAGUGGCUGCGGAGGCGCUUGCGCCAUCAGCGAGCUCAUCUGCUUCCGAGAUGGCUGCAGGCACAGCGCGCCUGGCAGAGCCGGCGCGAUCUGGCUCGGGAGCCCUGCAGGGGCCGCCAGCGCCAGGGCCGCCCGUGCGGCCACCCCCUGGGCCGUCGCGCUCCUGCAGGUCGCUGGAGGGCAUGGUGCCACACCUGCCCAUACCAGAGCUGCGGCCGCUGCACCCCUUCUCGGCCGGCGAGGCGGAGGAGGACGCCGCGGCCCAGGGCCUCGACGCCUCCUCCGCGCCGAGGAUCUCGGUGCUGCUCGCGUCGACGAGGGCGGCCCCCGGCGCGGUGGGCCAGCCGCCGUCGGGUCACGCGCCCAGCUGCACGCCGGGCUGCCGGAGCAGCCGGGGGCGGCUGACGGGCGCCCCGUUCUUGCUCGGCCCGGGGCGGCGCGGCAGCAGCCGCCGGGGGAGCGCCUGCAGCAGCAUCUCGGCCGGCUCGAGGCGCAGCUCCAUCUUCAGCGUGGCCAGCUUCACGCACUUCACGAGCAGGGUGCGCGACAUCGCGGUGGGCCGCGGCUCGCAGCAGUCCGAGCACUCCGCGCUGGAGAGGGACUCCCGCUGGGACGCGGGGGGGGCGCGCCCCGUGGAGCCGCUGGGCGGUGCCCGCCUCCGGCAGCCGCCGCCCACAGCGGUCGGCAGCGCCAGCCCCACGUCGCCCUCGUCUGCCAGCAGCCCCAGGUCGCAGUCGGCCACGACUCGCUCGGGCGCGGGCGACCCGAAGGCCGCGAGGCUCGAGCGGGGCGUCACCCAGGGCAUCGCGGAGCUGCUCCGACGGCCCGCGGACGAGGAGGCGCUCGACCCAUGGGACCCGCAGAACCGGAGGAACGCCGUGCUGCUGACCCCGCAGCAGGUUGCCCCGCUGCUCCGUCGGCGCGGGCAUCUGCUGAAGCACCUCGAGUGGCCGUUCUUGGACCCGAAUUCCACCGCGCGUCGCUGCUGGGACGCCACCUACCACUGCUGCAUGGCCGUCCAGCUGGUUUAUCUGCCCUUCCAGAUCGCCUUCCUGAGCGCAGCAGACCUCGAGGACCCGCUCCUGUCUUCAGGUAGCAUCGUGCUGGCCGUCGUGGAUUUCUUCUUUCUCGCAGACAUGCUCCUGAACUUCACCACUGGCUUCUACACUUCGAUGCAGGUGCUACAGACGGACUCCAGGGCGAUCCUGAAGCACUACGCCGCCGGUUGGUUCCCCGUUGACUUCGUGGCGACCGUGCCCGCGAUCGCCUACCGAGUGGUGCUGUACAGCGGAGGCCCAGAGCUUCUGUACCUGAACGCGACGAUGCCACUUCGCCUGCUCAGGCUGGGCAAGAUCCAGGAGGAUGUGCGGCGGCUGGAGGCGCACCUCAAGUCCCCGCUUUUCACGUCCGUCAUGUGGCUGGCCAAGCUGUUCUUGCUGCCCAUCCUCAUAUCGCACUGCAGCGCCUGCCUCCUGUGGCUCGUCGGGCGCCGGAACCUCGAGCGCGACCCCUCGGUGAGCUCGUGGAUCGUGGACGGCCUUCCCGAGGUGGGCGACGGCGUGCUGCUAGGGGAGAUCUCAGUGUUCGAGAGGUACGUGUGCGCCAUGUACUUCUCCGUCACCGUGAUGUCCACCGUCGGGCUGGGCGACAUCGCCGCCCGCCUGGCCAGCGAGCGGGUGCUGCUCAUGCUCAUCAUGAUCAUCACGAGCAUCGUGGUCGGCGUGGUGGUGAACGGAGUCGCACAGUUCAUCGCGAAGCUCGGCGAACGUUCGGCGGAGACCAACGAGCGCCUCACCAGCGCCUCCAAGUUUAUGAAGUGGUACGGCGUGCCCACCGACCUCCAGGCCCGCGUGCACGUGUACCUGAAGCAGUUCUUCGACAACAAGGACCGCGAAGACAUGAAGGGGCAGCUCAUUGACUGGAUCAAGAAGUCGAAGCUGCUGCGCGCCGAACUCAACCUCGCCCUGACAGGAAACUGCCUGGCCAGCCACCGGCUGCUCGCGGAGCUGCCCCGCGACCUCCUGGUGGACGUGUGCGAGCUGUGCGACAUGGUCUUCCACCCCCCUGGCGAGGUGCUGGAGUCCCCGGGCAGCGACGUGCAGCGCUGCCUCUACAUCCGGGCGGGCUGCGUGCAGCUGAGCGAGCGGGCUUCUUCGUUGCCGCAGGCAGCACAGCUGCCACUUCCCCUGCCGCGCGACCCGCGCGAGCAGCGCGACGCGGACCGACGCGGCGGCCGCGUCCGCCGGGGGCGAGUCCUCCCGCUCGAGCUCCCGCGGGGAGGAGGACCGAAUGUGACCUCGCGGGCGAGUGGCAGGAGGACCUUGACCUGCUGCAGGCGGACCUCCGGCGCGACGGCGGCGCGCUGGGCAGCGGCUGCUUCCUGA